Molecule: messenger RNA, 757 nt
Organism: Dacryopinax primogenitus
Lineage: Eukaryota; Fungi; Basidiomycota; Dacrymycetes; Dacrymycetales; Dacrymycetaceae
Product: phosphotransferase KptA/Tpt1
Exons: 5
Coding region: 1-744 (247 amino acids)
Biological process (GO): tRNA splicing, via endonucleolytic cleavage and ligation
Molecular function (GO): tRNA 2'-phosphotransferase activity
Source: RefSeq, a predicted model, not a curated record
AUGAGUCUUGAGCCAAAAGAAGCAGGUUCGUCGAGGGGAGGAAAGCCCAAGUCACAUUUGCGUGGCCACCCCCAAGAUUCCGAAGAUGUCCGCAUAGGCAAGACUCUCUCAUAUAUCCUGCGGCAUGGUGCUGCCAAGGAAGGCCUCAAGAUGCGCUCUGAUGGCUAUGUGAAAGUCGACGAUCUGGUAACACCAAAACUUAACGGAGUUGGCUUUUCCAAGCUAGAGGACCUGGUCAAAAGCAAUGACAAACAAAGAUAUCAAUUGUUGUUUGAACCGAAAACCCCCGUAGAGCCGGGUGAAACCGAGCGCAGUUCCACUGAGGGAACAUGGUGGAUCCGUGCUAACCAGGGACACUCACUGAAGGUCGAGGAGCUUGAGCUUCGUGAGAUCUCAUCGGCAGAUGAAAUUCCCGUCGUUGUACAUGGCACGUCCCGACAGACGUGGCCGGCAAUAGAAAAGUCCGGACUUUCACGAAUGUCACGUAAUCAUAUCCACCUUGCAACUGGAAAGCUGGGCGAUGAAGGCGUCAUCAGCGGGAUGCGAGCAUCUCAUGCCAAGAGCGGUGUGCUGAUCUACAUUGACGUGCCAUUGGCCAUGGCAGAUGGCAUCAAGUUCAACAUUUCUGCCAAUGGUGUUGUGUUGACAGAGGGAAAGAAUGGAAUCUUGGACAAGAAGUACUUCAAACGUGUAGAGACCGCGGAUGGGCAGACGUUACAUGAAUCUACCCACGUUCAUGAUUGAAAGACGGAUUGGC